AUGCCCAAAGAUACGAGCAAUAAGAAACGGACCGAUGGAAAACCCCCUCCACGACCUUCAAACCGCUUCUUCAUCUACCGGGCAGAGCAAACGGCGCUCCACAAGAAGUUGAACCCUCAUGACCAUCAAACCGAUAUCUCGAAGAUCAUAGCUGAACGGUGGAAGCAUGAAUCACCGGAGGUUAUAGCAAAGUACGAAGAGAAGGCCCAAGCCGCGAAAGCAAAGCAUAAGCUUUUGUAUCCCGAUUACAAGUAUCAGCCCAAGAGCAAGCAGCAGAAGCAGGUAGAACGCGAGGAGCAGAAGGCGAAACGGCCGACGAAGAAAACGCGCGCUGGUAGUACAAGUUCCCCCGCCCCAAGCUCAGUCGCUGCUACCCCCGUGCAUACUCCCACCGUCCUCCCAUAUCCCCUCGUCCAGCCCAACGUGCCACAUCCCGCUUUCCUCCCUCAGGCGAACCAUCCAAUGUAUUAUCCGCAUCUUUACUACGGGAACGUGGGGCCUACACCCCCGUUGUCUGCAGCGCCAACUCCCACCGAUGUUGACACCGACGAGCAACCCGACACACCAAAUAACGCGUCUCCUUCUACAUCGGCUUCAGGGAAACUUGCCGAUGCCUCUUACUACUCGACUUCCAUCCAGAAUCCUCGACCUCAGUAUCCCCCGGCUGUUGCUGAGAAUUUGCUCCCGCCUACCGAUUCUGAGGCUUCUCCGCCAUCCGCCUCUACUUACGAUUUCCAGUGGAUGCAAAACUCAAGUAGUCUUUCUAACGAUCAAUUCAAUUGGGAUAAUAUCAAUACCGAUACUAGUCAUGUAUCACAGUCCGCGUCCCUCUCUCAAGAGUCCUUCGAUGUGCCUUCAUCAUCAGCCGGAGCCGAAUUCUCCGAAAAUAUAUGGGCGUAUUUGAACGUACCAAUUGGUGCCAACGACCCCAAUUCUCUGGGCACCGCAGCUUCAUCGUUGUACUGUCUUUCGGACUUUACGCCAGGCAAUGAGCUAGAGAUCACCCCAGGGAACGCCGAAUUGACCGACUUGGCUCGUGUCUUCGGGGAUGACUUCUCUACAUCGACGGACCUGUUCUCCCCGGCUCUGAACGCGUCGUUCUCCUCUUCGCUAUCGCAGAAUGACUUCGCCAGCAUGCCUUUCUUCACCGACAAUACUACACCUUCCUCCCAAGUCUUGUCCUUGACGAGUUUCGCGUCAUAUAACACGGCGGAGCACUUGGAGCCACUCGACACUGGCGUCCAGGGCUCGUCGCGCCAAGUUUCCUACAACGACACGCCACCCGCCGCCACCGCCCAACAACCAUCCACCUCGGGCGCGUCGUCUUCGUCCUAUGUGCCUCCGCCCGGUGCUUCGCUUGCUGGCACUCGACGCGUCGCGGGCAGCUGGAAAAUCCCUCGCGAUUUCGAUGCCUGA
Molecule: messenger RNA, 1416 nt
Organism: Pleurotus ostreatus (oyster mushroom)
Lineage: Eukaryota; Fungi; Basidiomycota; Agaricomycetes; Agaricales; Pleurotaceae
Exons: 2
Coding region: 1-1416 (471 amino acids)
Biological process (GO): cell differentiation; regulation of DNA-templated transcription; anatomical structure morphogenesis
Molecular function (GO): RNA polymerase II cis-regulatory region sequence-specific DNA binding; DNA-binding transcription factor activity, RNA polymerase II-specific
Source: RefSeq, a predicted model, not a curated record